This is a messenger RNA of Hemicordylus capensis (graceful crag lizard), 7690 nucleotides long. RefSeq names its product URB1 ribosome biogenesis homolog (gene URB1). Gene Ontology annotation, cellular component: nucleolus. The record is from RefSeq and is a predicted model, not a curated record. Bases 251 to 7135 code for a protein of 2294 amino acids. The transcript is spliced from 39 exons. Gene Ontology annotation, biological process: maturation of 5.8S rRNA from tricistronic rRNA transcript (SSU-rRNA, 5.8S rRNA, LSU-rRNA); maturation of LSU-rRNA from tricistronic rRNA transcript (SSU-rRNA, 5.8S rRNA, LSU-rRNA). Lineage: Eukaryota; Metazoa; Chordata; Lepidosauria; Squamata; Cordylidae.
GUGAGACAGAGAUAUGUGAAGCUGCGAAAGGGCUACUAGCUCUCAGACUCGGAGGAAUCAACCCGGAACGCUAAGGCUGCAACUGAGCAGGAUAGGAACCCAUCUGGGUUGCAGUUUCCCGAGGAGAGAGCACGCGAGACGGACCGCUUCCGGCUGCGAAAGAUCGCACCGCGAGGAGGCCGACCUGGAAGUUGGCCAGCCUUUCAUCUCCCUGCCUUGUGCAUGACGGCUGCCUGUUGUCGUGAGUGCCAUGGGCGCCAAGCGCAAAAGUCCAGCUUCGGCCAAGCGGCACGAACAUCCGCAGCCCAAGCGGGCUCGCAACACCGAGGCGGCGGCGGCGACGACGACGGAGUUCACUGGCACCCGGUUCAAGUCCAUGCUGCGCGAUCCCAGCACUGCCAUGAAGGGUUUGGAAACGUUCAUAUCCAUAGCUAAAUCAUUACCAUCAGAAGAAAAAUAUGAUGUUGUAGAGGGAUACAUAAAAGUUUCGGUUGAGUGUGCAGAAAUUUUAAAACUUCUGGAUGGUGAAAGGAGGCCUGAAAGUGAGGUGCUGCUAAUCUUCCAAGCCUUAGAAAGCAUUUUGCUGCGAACAGCAAGUGAUCUGACCCAUUUUGGUGUUGUGGGGAUGAACAUAGUAAAGAAGUUGAUCAAUAGCUAUAUGAGAUUAAUUUAUGCAGCUCUUUAUUCUGAAAGUCAUAGAAUGUCUCGUCUGUGCCUCACCUUGCUAUCAGCAAUGGUGACACAAGGACCAGAUGCUGCAAGGGAUGUCUUCAGCCACUUUGAUUUCAGUAAUAAAUCUCUACCUAGUUUAGUGAAGAAGAGAGAUUAUAAGGGGAAGCCUGAUGUCCGUAUGGCGUACAUCCAAUAUGCUCUCUCCUUUUUAAUCGCUGGUGACAAUACAAUCCUUGUACAUGUUCUGGAAUUAAAAGAUUUCAUUCCAGAUAUUUUUAGGACUGGAUUAAAGGAAGAUAGAAUAUCCACAAUUAGCCUUCUGCUUUCUACAUUGGCAACCAAGGUUGUUCACAAUAACAACAUCAGUAAGACCCAAAAAGUACGGUUAUUUACUGCGGAAGUAUUGAACAACAUUGCUUCACUCUACCGCUGGAAUGGGAUCACUGAUGUCAGCACUGAAGAAGUCAAGGAUACCCAGGAUCCUGACGAGGCAGGAAAGGUCAUAAUAAGGGAACUGGUUCAUAAUUUUUUAAUGAAUCUUUGUUGUUCUCUGAAACAUGGCAUUAACUUUUAUGAUCCAAGUCUUGGAACAUCUGGCAGAGGAGGGAAUUUGGUGCUUCUGCGCUUUCUCUUGAGUUUAAAGACUGCAGUAGAAGAUGAAAUGGUGGCUGAUCUUGUGGUGAACAUCCUCAAAGUGUGUCCAGAUUUAUUGAACAGAUACUUUAAGGAGUCCCAGUAUUCUUUUGUUCCUAGACUAAAAUCAACUUGGCUGGAUAACAUGAAAUUGCUGAGGAAGAUCUAUGAGGCACAGCCAGAGGUUUCCAAUGCCUUUAAAACUACAGAGUAUAUUCCACUUCCUAGACUGCUUUCAAUGGUGAUGGUGACAACCGUUCCAGCAGUGUGCAAUAAAGCAAUGUUCACCCAAGGAUUAAAUAUGGCUAAUAAAACAGUGAAACAUACAAUCUUUUCACUUAUGUCAACUAUACUGAAAAGAGCACUGAAAAACAUCGAACACUGUCUGAAUGAGAAUAUAUGGGAGAAUUCAGAAAUCUACACUCCAUUUAUGAUGCAGGAAUUUGUACAGCAAUACAGGGAAGCACUUAGCAAGCUUUUACCAGAUAUGACUAAUAUAGUAGCAGUCUGGCAGUCGCUACUAAAGCAAGAGAAGGAACAAGAUGGGCAGAGAGAGAAAGAACAAGAUGGACAGAGUGGGAGAGAUGAAGAUGCUGCUUCCAUUGUGGAGGAAAUGACUGAGAUCAAAGGAAUUAAUGGAGAGCAUGGCUCUGAUGAUGCAGAGGCCACGCUCUUGAAAGCUGUUUUACUUCACAUUGUAUGCCUUUAUCAGCAAGCUGUUCCCCACUUGGUAGCACAGAGUAACUUUGACUUCAGCAAAUUAAUAAAAGGUAUUGUUACUGAAAAAGGAUUGCGACAAGAGAUUCCUCCUGUGCUGCAACAUCACAUUCUCAAGGUGGCUCUAGAGUUGCCAGCAAAUAAAUUUUCCUGGUUCAAAAUUCAGGAUGAAGCUGAGAAGGUUUGUGGUGAAAGAUCAGUAUUUUAUUUACUGAUGAAAAUGUAUGUAACAAGUAACAAUUCACAGCUCAAGAUCUCAACAAAGAAAUUGAUUAUUAAGGUUUUGCACAACAGUGGAAUAUUUGAGUAUACCUGGAAGGAACUUGAUCUGUGGCUUGAACAUUUGGAUAACACAGUGGAAGCAAAAAAGGAAGCAGUGAUUCAAUUUUUGGAAAAGUGCCUGGUAAAAUUGGUGACCAACCCCUAUCCGUACACUGAUAAGGCGGCAGACUUUGUCCAGGAGGCCAGCAUUCUUCAAGUCAGCCUUUCUAAACAAGAUGCUGAUAAUGUCAGCAUACCUAUUUCUCAUAUUGAUGAUGUUCUGGAUAUGAUAGAUGUCCUUGUGGAAGGCAACGAAGGCUUAAAUGAAGAAAUUGGAUUGACUUUAAAUGAAGACAUGAUAGUGAGCACAUUUCCAUUCAGUCCUGUUGUCCCAGCUACUUUAGAAGCCAGGAAUAAACUUCUUCUCGAGGCUGAUGAAUAUGCAAAGGGAGAAAGCAUAGUAAAGUAUCUCAUCACUGUUUUCACUGACCUUCUGCAUUCUCAAAGAGACCCUCUAGCCCUUUGUUUGAUGCUUCAGCAAUAUGAUAAAGAAUUGCAGUCUCAGAGUAUGCCUAACUAUCCUCAACUAUGCCAGUUCAACUGUUACUACAGGCUUUGGAUACCACAGCAAGCUAAGGAAGUAUUGUUUCAGCAAGACAGAAAUGAAUGUGCAGAUGAAUUCUUGUCACCAGACUCCUCCUUUUCCUCCCUGUUGAAUACUUAUGGGAGAGAUGUUACCAUUCUGUUGGAAGAGGGUAUUAAAGAAAAGCUGAGUGAGGCUGUUUCCCAGCUCCAGCCUCAGCACCUCCUGUUGGCUUCAAAGCAUGUCCUGCUAUACCUAAAGACCACAGUGGAGAAUUUCAGUAGUUUCAGCAAAAAUUCUGGUGCCUCCCUUCUCACUCUUUUUAUGGAUUUGCUGAAAGGCCUGUUGCAGAAAGGUGAUGAUGUAGAAUUAUAUAGUCGGCAGGAACGGAAAAAGGCAGAGACAGAACCAGAUCUUUUUAUGGAUAUGGAGUCUCUAACAGCAGAGACUGAACAUGACAUGAUUAUGGAAAGUUUGCUCCCUUUGGUCUUCAAACACCCUACACUGGAGAAUUGGUUUCUGGCUCUAGAACAACACUCUCUUCCGCAGCAUAAUUUAAAUCCUGUUACAGUGAAACUGCUCUCUGCUCACCUGAAUCAUGGCAUUCUUGGGUUGCUGAAAAUGGGUUGCCCGCUGUUGCAAGCCAGGAACCAGCUAGAUAUGCUUUCCAGAUAUUUUGAAGCUGUCACUAAAACUGUCUUGGAAGAGCUGCAUGCUGGGAGAGAAGGAGGAUGCAAGAUACAUCCCCAAAGGUCACAGCAGCUGAAGGCAUUGCAAGAAUUGCACACGUAUAUGGAUGUGGUACAGCUCAAAGAAAUCACAUUGGCUAUUUUGCAGCUUCCCAAGGCAAACCUGGCCACUAAGAAAUGUGGGAAAGAAACACACUUGAGCAGUUAUGGAAAGAUGCUGGUGCAGCUUCUCACAGAGAACUACCAAAGAGGAUCUUUGAAAGGAAAUCUCUUUCUUUCAAGGGAACACAUUCAAGGGAUGGGACUUCUUUUGUCUACAGCAGCCACAGAAGAGCUGGAAAGGGUCUUCAUACAUGCUAUACAGAAAGAGCCAUUCUUGGCCCAGGUAGUUGGAGUUGAUCUGCAGCUUUUCUGCCUUAACCAUGCAACAGAAACUUCCCUUUCCAUUGUAGCUCUGCUAAUUCAGUAUUGUCAGACUCACUUGCUGCAGUUUGAGCUCUGGUGUCUGAAACAGGGAACUGCUAAGUUCUUGAAAAAGAAUGUGAGCCUUUUUCUGCCCCUCCUCAAUACAUACUUACAGCGUGGAGAGCAGCAUGGUUUUGAAUGCUUAUCAAAAGUUUCUUCGGCUGUUAUAUCUGUCUUGAGAGAAGCUUUAUGGCCAGAACUGCUGAAGCGGCUUCUAAAUACAAGUGUAUCACAGUCAUUCACUGAGGGGUGUGAAGUUCUUUCCAAGUUACUGCCACCUUCAGAAACAGAGGCUUUUGCUAAUCUAGCAGAAAAGUUACCUGUAGCCCUUGAGGCAGCAGGAAGUCAUGAGCAGUGGGUGAUUGCUGAUGUGAUAUCAAGAGUGCUAGAGAACUCUGCAGAAAGGUUGCAUUCAUGGAGAAGAUGCCUGCUUGCUGUCUGUAUAAAAUCAUUAAUUCUCACUUACAGCAGUAGCAAAGAACAAGAAAUUCACUCAGAAAUCGAGACUGCAAUGUUAUCAAGGCUAGAUAAAUUACUGCACUCUGUAACUGAAGUGGCUCCAGAAGACUGGAACAGUUUUGUGAAGAUGGGACUCAAGUACCGUUAUGAAGACCCGAAUUUCCUGAAAACUCUGAAUGCAGCUAUAAAUUUGUUGUACCAGGAAGAAGCAUCUCUUAGUCAGAGAUUAGUCAACCUAUCCACGCUUUAUAUGAUGAUCACACAGCACUCUUUGUUUUUGUCAACAAUGCUGAGGUCAAGAGAAGACAAUGACAUGAAGGUUCAUGCAAAAGAGGCAUUAGUGGACAUAUUGUUGACUCUAGUGAAAUGCUGCCCCACAGUUUGUGAGAGUAGCCAUUUUGCUCUGUUGCUCGGAGCCUAUGGUGCAACACUGAGUGUUUUAGACCAGAAGAUAUUACUGCUGCUUCAGCUGUAUGAAAAGAAUGGUCUAAGCCUUGUAAACUUCAGAAUGCUGCUUUGGGGUCCAGCAGCUGUGGAGCAUCACAAGACAUGCAAGAGUUUGGGGAAGUCAUUGUGGCAGCAGCCAAGCAUGGAAGAAAUUUUGUGUCUGCUAGACCGAGAAAUGAUGAUGAAGACCAUUCUCCAUUUCCCCCAGCAUCGACAUUUUCUGGCUGCAGAGGAAGGACAGAUGCUGCUAAACAAGCACAAAAGUGAAAUGGAUCUUAACAACCUCUAUGACCCCUGUUUUCUCCUUCAGCUCUUCAGUGAAUUGCUGAGACCAGAAUGCGUUGUAGCAUGUCAUAAGUUUGUUGAAGUCAGUGCUUUGGGUCUGGCAGUAGCUGCCCUUAGCAGCUAUGAUAGUAACAUGCGAGCAGCAGCAUACUAUGUCCUGGGCUCAUUCCGCUCACACCUGGAAGGGGCUCGAUUUCGAGAACAUAAGCAGUUGCUUUACCUUAUGGAUGUUGUGCAAAAUGGAAUCAGACAACCAAAUCUCAGAUUGACAUUCCCUUUGACACUCUAUAUUGCUAGAGUAGCUCAGCAAAUGCUGAAGCCAGAGGAGCACAUGUAUACAAAGCUGAGCAAGUUCCUUCUGUCUCACCAAUAUUUAGAUAUGAAGAAAGUGCCAGGAUUUUUCCAGCUUUUCUAUAGUUUUGAUUUAGAGAACAAAAUGGAACGUGAAUGGAUUCUAUCAGUUAUUGGGGAAGGACUCAGAGAUAAACACUGCUAUGAGUUGUAUGAUUAUCAGAGGAUUUUCCAUAUCAUUCUCUCUUUCUUCCAUAAUCCACUAUGUGAUGAAGCCACUCAGUAUCAGAUUCUGGAAAUACUGCAGAAUGCAGCAUGCAUCACCAAAGCUGCCUAUGAGCUCAUAAGAGAUCAUAGCCUCUUAACUUGGAUAUUAUUUAUUCUAGAGAAAAGGUUUCUUGAAAACAAGAUGUUAAACUAUGUAAUCUCUUUAGUCCAUACGCUGUGGAUGACAAAUUUAGGAGACAAGCAAAAGUCACUCAGAACUCCUUAUAGAAAGGAGCUACAUGACAAUAAAAAAUGUCUUCCUCUUCAUCUUAUCAGUGAAUUUCUGCAUGUUUUGAUAAUGCUGCUUAAACACAUUCGAGCCAACUUGGAUUUUGCCAAACUGAUUCAAUUUUUCAGCACAUUAAAUUCUGUAUUAGAAUAUCAUGUUGUGGUUAUCGAAACCUUCAGAGAAAUGGACAGAUUCACUGUGAAUGAGCAUGUCCUUUCAAACAAAGAUGUUCUGCUGCUCUUGCACAAGUGGAGCAUAAUUGGCAAAGAUGUGGAACUUCAGGAUGAUCUGCAAACAAUUGCUCAACAAUACCAAACUAAAGAAUUGCUUAAAAAUAUUAAAGAGAAAAACAAACCUCAAAUACCCUUUCGAACAUCAUCUUGGUUUGUUCAGAAAAAGAAUGAAAUCAAAACCAAGAGAGAAACAGACUGUGAAGUGAAACUGUUUGAUUUAGAAGAAUGUAGAUCUGUUCUAAGAUCUAUACUUGUCCACUGGGAACCUGUAUUUCCAGAUAUGCAAGUGAAGUUUCCAAAGGAACAGAAUGAAUAUGGCAAUCCUGAGCUUACAUUUAAGAUUGCUUACUUAGUAUUUAGAUGGUUAGUGAAGUCCCUCAUUGAUGGCAGCUUCCAUGUACAAAAUGUCCUUUCGACUUUCAGGUGGUUUAAAAAGAGUGUUUUGCCAAACACCACUGUAGUAGGAGAAAUUCUUAAAGAUGGAAGCCUGAAAAAUGGUAUAUUUAAGCUUUACAGUAGCAUCUAUUAUCCCAGUGAAGAAAAGUCUUUGGACCUGAGUGAUCUCUCCUUGCUUAAUACCAUCAUGCUUCACCUAUUGGAUUCUCAAGACCUGACAAAAAAUUAUUUUUGUGAAACUGUGAAAAGAUUCUGCCUCUCUGCAGCGAAUGAGGACGACACAAUGAAAAAAGCUGCAGGUCUAUUCCUCACUUCUGUCUAUAUUGGAGACAUGUGGCUGGGAGCACAGCAACCAGAAAUGUUUACAUCUCAUGUUAAGCUGAUAUGUGGAGCUGUAGACAGUAAACAAAACAGUGGCGAUCACAACAUAUGGGAAUCUGAAGCGAUGGUUUCUGUGUGCAAAGAUAUUUACUCAUUCUUAAUUCUACACCCCGACUUUCAGUCCUAAGCAUCAGUUUCACCUUGACUGAAGGGGGGGGAAUCUAUUCUGUACAGAUCUACCUAGUUUUUUAAGGAAUUGUUUUGAUACACAUAUUUUGUAUGAAUAACAUUAAAAUGGUGUAAAUUUUUAAAAUGUGGAGUUUUGAAGAAAUACUUUCUAUUUAUUUUUUCAGAAGUUGUCAGUCUAGGAUUUUAGGGCUACCUUUAGAAGUUACAAUUUUAAAGUGUCCAACUACUGGAAAAGCAAAAAAUCCCCAAAACUCUGGCUUAAAGCUAGAAUGGUUGGUUGGAAUCUUAAUCAUUUUAUACUAAAACAAAUUAAUUGGCACAGAAAAAUAAGUAUCAAUGUUAUUCAACAGAAAAGGGGGGAAAGUGCUGUUUUGAGCUGAAUUUUAAUGAAGUUGCUCAGUAUGGAUAUAAUGAGCCUCCUGUCCAGAUAUCAAGGAACUCAAGAGGGCUGAACUUUUGCCAACUCCAGUUCAUUUCAAUAGAAUUUAGCAGAAAGUUUCUAGUUGACCACAGCAAAGGUGGUAUUAAAAACCUUUAUAGGGAAAUGUUAUUU